Messenger RNA from Penicillium daleae, 1209 nucleotides. RefSeq lists its product as uncharacterized. The record is from RefSeq and is a predicted model, not a curated record. Gene Ontology annotation, biological process: protein N-linked glycosylation. The transcript has a single exon. Gene Ontology annotation, cellular component: mannan polymerase complex. Lineage: Eukaryota; Fungi; Ascomycota; Eurotiomycetes; Eurotiales; Aspergillaceae. Gene Ontology annotation, molecular function: alpha-1,6-mannosyltransferase activity. Bases 1 to 1209 code for a protein of 402 amino acids.
AUGCCACGCUCCUCGUACUACAUAUUAGCUCUCCUGCUAUCAUCCAUAGCCACCUUUCUCUGGUUCUCAUCGGGCGUGAGAACCGCAACGACAACCCCAAUCUUAACUCUCACAUAUGGCUCCGGCUCCGGCUCAUGCACAUGUCCACUCAAUGACGCCGACCUCGAACCCAACACCACUCCCUCCUCGCCAGUAUCCAAUCCAUCCCCCCUCCUCCCCCCUCAAGGCAUCACGAUAGCCACACCCGAACCUAUCCCACUCCACUCCCAACCCGAACCACCUCAAUCUCAACGAUACUACCUCCCCUACACACCAACCCAUCACCUCACCGGCCUCCCCUUCCCCUCCAAACUCUGGCAAAAAGUCGGGCCCAACGGCAUCGACCAGGACCGCCAAAAAGACAUCCACUCCUGGACAACAACAAACCCCUCCCUCCGCCAUGAACUCCUCACAGACGGCAGCGCAGACCAAUACGUCCGCGACCAAUUCGCCAAAUUCCCCGACAUCAUCCACGUUUACACUGACCUGGCCGUGCCGAUCCUGAAAGCGGAUUUCCUGCGGCAAUUGAUCUUGUACGCGGACGGGGGCGUGUGGAGCGAUUUAGACGUAACAUGCCAUCAACCCAUCGACUCGUGGAUUCCGGCGAAAUACAAGGACAAGGCGAAUCUUGUUGUUGGGCUUGAAUUUGAUGGGAAUCAGUUCGCUAGCUGGACUGUUAUGGCGAAGCCGAGGGCGAAUCAUAUUGCUGCCGCGAUCGAUUAUAUCAUCGAUACGCUGGAGUAUGAAGCUGGGCUGGCUAAUACGACAAUUUCCGGACUUACCAUGAAGACCAUUAGUGAUGUGGUGCUUGUGACGGGUCCGCAGGCGAUGACGCGGGCGAUCUUGCAGAGUAUUUCUGUGGAGCUUGGGGAGAAGGUGGAUGGGGGGAAUGUGUCGAAUUUGCAGGAGCCGGUGUUGUUGCAUGAUGUGUUGGUUUUGCCGAAUGCGGCUUUUGCGGCUAUGCAGGGUGGCUGGCCGAAGGAUCAGGGGCCGUAUUUGGUUGAGCAUCAUUAUGCGGGGUCUUGGAAGAAUGAUCAGGGUGGGGAGAGUGGUGGUGGCAGUUCUGGUGCGCAGGAUCAGGAAGAGAAAGAGAAAGAGAAAGAGAAAGAGAAGGCUGAGAGUGAUGAUGGAGCAGUCAAGACUGAGGUUCGGGAGGAUGGGGAUUCAUGA